UCUCUCUCUCAGUGGAGCGACGAGCUGCUGGUGUGCACAGCGCAGCCAGCUGACGCAGCAGCAUCUAGCAACAGUUAGCGGUCAGUAGGAGCUGGGUGUGAGUCUCUCUCUCUCUAUAUAUAUAUUUAUAUUUAUAUUUAUUUAUAUAUCUCUCUAUCUUAAACCUUUUUUAAACUGAUUAGUAUUUACAAUGAAGAAAUUAAAAGGGCCCACAUCCUGACGUCCGCAUUGUGGCCAAUGACGGGUCUGUCGCGGCGUUGACGACUGACAUGGACGCUAGUGACAAUAAGGAUGUGAAGCUUUCAGCAGAAGUGGAACCGUUCAUCCCACAGAAGAAAGGUCUCGAAGGAUCCUUAGUCAGCAUGAGUCUUUCUGGCGAGGCAGGCGGCGGAGGAGGAGGAGGGGGUGGUGGGGUGGAAACCACUCCCAUACCCAGCUACCUCAUCACCUGCUACCCUUUCGUCCAAGAGAACCAACCCAACAGGCAACAUCCUAUGUAUAAUGGAGGGGAGCUGCGCUGGCAGCAGCCUAACCCUAGCCCUGGUGGUUCAUACCUGGCCUACCCCAUCUUGUCGUCCCCCCAGCCUCCUGUCUCCAAUGACUAUGCUUACUACCAGAUUAUGCCUGCUCCGUGCCCACCUGUGAUGGGCUUCUACCAGCCCUUCCCUGGCACUUAUGCAGGUCCUGUGCAAGCUGGAGUGGUCAACCCUGUCUCAGCAGAUGUCAGUGAAAGACCACUGCCUCUGGGGCCAGCAUAUGGUAUGGCCAGUCAGAGGGGGAGAGGCAUGGUCCGACCUAACAUUCUCCCAAAGCAACAGUUGGGUGUCUGCCAGCCUCCAAGGGGCCGCCGGCCUCCAACCAGGAGUGUAGCUGUGCAGAAGGAGGUAUGCACCUUGGGGCCUGAUGGUAGGACCAAGACAGUCAUGCUGGUGGAUGCAGCACAGCAAACCGAUUUCCCAGGUGAGGUGUCAGGGCGUAGUGCUGCUGAGCGGGCUAGUCCCCUGCUGUGGAAGAACCGAACAAAGAGAAGACGGGCGUCCCAUCCAGGUGAAAUCUACAACGAGCAGGGUGCUAGUGAAGCAGAUAUAGACAGUGACAGUGGUUACUGUAGCCCCAAACACAACCAGGCAGCAGGGACACAACGAACAGCAGAGAAUGCAGCAGCACCCACAGGAGUAGAGGCUGGUGUAAUGACAGCAGGUACCUGGGUAAAUGUAGCCUCACAGGCUACCCCGAAGUCCUGGGGAGACAGGAAUGGCCAGUUUCACAGAGCAGACCAGAGGAAGAAUCCUGAACAGAGAAACUUCUCACAGGAUUUCCAUAGUGGCUAUCCAGGGCGUGUGCCACCCAACCAGACAGAACAAAGGCUACAGGCAGCAGUGGUCACUGGCACUGAGCUCACCCCAGAGCCCCUCUACUUUGAGGAUGAAGAUGAGUUCCCGGAUCUGGCUACUGGAGGGGCUGCCCAACGCAGCACCAAACCAGAAUCUACUCCAGCCCAGACACACACGCAACCUAAACUGCCUAAAAACCUGCUGGAUAAUCUACCAGAAAACUCGCCUAUCAACAUUGUGCAAACACCCAUCCCCAUUACGACCUCUGUUCCCAAGAGGGCCAAGAGCCAGAGGAAGAAGGCUCUGGCUGCUGCCUUGGCCACUGCACAGGAGUACUCUGAAAUCAGCAUGGAACAAAAGAAAUUACAGGAGGCAUUCACCAAAGCAGCCGGGAAGAAGAGUAAAACCUCUGUUGAGCUGGACCUUGGAGAUAUGCUGGCAGCCUUGGAGAAACAACAGCAGGCUAUGAAGGCCAGACAGCUCACCAAUACCAAGCCACUGUCUUUCACAGUGGGAACAACUACUCCAUUCCAUGGUUCCGGCUCAACCAGCGUACCGUCGAUGUUGAAGGGUCACCAGCAGCCAUAUUCAGCCCCACAUAAUUCCCUGGAUUCCACUGCACCACGUAUCAAGAGAGGGAAGGAGAGAGAGAUCCCCAAAGUGAAACGGCCAACAGCCCUUAAGAAGAUCAUCUUGAAGGAACGUGAAGGGAAGAAAGGAAAGACGAGUAUAGAACAAGAGUCUUCAGGCCAGGAGGAGCAUGGGGAGGAGUGUUUACAUUUUACUGAUGAUCUUCCACGCGAGCCUGCCUCCCAAGAAGACAACGGUUUGAGCGUACCCAGUGAUGCCUCCCUUUCCCCGGCCAGUCAGAACUCUCCAUAUAGCAUCACCCCAGUAUCCCAAGGUUCCCCUGCCAGCUCUGGCAUUGGGAGCCCCAUGGCCUCAAACGCCAUCACCAAGAUCCACAGCCGACGUUUCAGAGAGUACUGUAAUCAAGUGCUGAGCAAGGAGAUCGAUGAGAGCGUGACUCUGCUGUUGCAGGAACUGGUUCGCUUCCAGGAGCGGGUCUACCAGAAGGAUCCUACCAAGGCCAAAUCCAAACGCCGCCUGGUCAUGGGUCUCAGAGAGGUCACCAAGCACAUGAAGCUGCAUAAAAUUAAGUGUGUCAUCAUCUCUCCCAACUGUGAGAAGAUUCAGGCAAAAGGUGGUCUGGAUGAAGCUUUAUACAAUGUAAUUGCCAUGGCUAGGGAGCAGGAGAUCCCAUUUGUGUUUGCCUUGGGCAGAAAAGCUCUAGGACGCUGCGUCAACAAACUAGUGCCUGUUAGUGUGGUUGGCAUUUUCAACUAUUCUGGAGCCGAGGAUCUCUUCAACCGUUUAGUGUCUCUGACAGAAGAGGCUAGGAAGGCCUACAAGGACAUGGUGUCGGCUCUGGAGCAAGAGCAGGCUGAGGAGGCUCUGAAAAAUGACAAGAAAGUCCCAUACCAAAUGGGGCAUUACCGCAACCACUCUGCUGCUUCUGCUAUCUCCUUUUGCUCAAUCUUCUCUGAGCCCAUCUCAGAGGUCAAUGAAAAGGAGUAUGAGACCAACUGGAGGAGUAUGGUGGAGACUUCAGAUUCCCUGGAGCCUGUAGAAGCUGAACCAAGCCGCCCUGCACCUUCUACAGCCACCCAGAGAGACAGUGACGCCCUGACAGCUACCCCCAACGCAACCCCGUCUUGCUCCUCUGCUCCUCAGCCCAGACCAGCGCCUCUGACACAGGGUACCAGUGAGAGAGACGAGGUCCGUGUUGACGACCGGCUGGAGCUUGCCUCUCAGCAGAGCACAGAGACAGGCUCAUUGGAUGGGAGCUGUAGGGGGCCACUGAACUCCUCCAUCACCUCCACCACUUCCACCCUGGUCCCCGGGAUGUUGGAGGAGGCGGAGGAGGAGGAGGAAGAGGAGGAGGAGGACUAUACUCCUGAGCCUAUUUCAGUGGAGGUGCCCACCCUCAGCAGUCGCAUUGAAUCCUGGGUGUCGAAGACCUUGGAAAACCUGCAGCUGGGAAAGAGCCAGGAAAGUACAGAGGAGGAGGAGGAGGAGGAAGAGGAAGAGGACGAAGAGGAUAGAGGACAGAGUGAGGACGAGGAGGACCUCGAUUCAGCAGACAUCACAGAGACAGUGAUUGAGGGAAAAGAGCAAUUGGAGGCUAAGAAGGCCGGUUGAUGUCACCUCUCUUCCUCUGUACAUACACUCAUUCCCUCUGUCCUCGGUUGCACACACACAUCCCUCUUCACAACAGCCAGCAGUUUAUCUCCUUUGUCUCUAACCCCUGACACCAGACAUAAUCUCAGGUAUCCAACCAACUGACCAACACUCACAGACACAGACACACACCAUUAACAUCACACACAGAAACUGACCAACUUACAAACACACAGGGUCGCAGACCAAAAGACAACUAACACAGUUUGAGGGUUUAGUAAUUGACACCAACACACAAAAAAAAAAACACUCAUCGUGUAAUUUAAUAGGAUGCCCUCACUUCUUCUUCUGCCCAUAACCUGCUACACUUGAAUUCAGAGGGAAGUUUUGGAUUUUCCUCCUCCGAAGCUGAACUCAAUUAGAGUCAGGGACGUUUCUGGGAGCAAGUGAUGAGCGCUGAAACAAUGUUGAACUGCUGUCUGUAGCUCACAGAGAAGGAAGGUUGGAACCUUUCAGCUCCCAUCUUACUUUAUACAGAGCUCAGAAAGUUUACCGCUCUGCAAGUAUUUCUGUGCUUGUGUGUGUGUGUGUGUGUUUUACAGGCACAUAGUUUGCAUUUAUUUUGCUGUGUUCAUUAGCUUUAUAUUUGUAAAGUGUGUGUGUGUGUGUGUGUGUGUGUGUGUGUGUGUGUGUGUGUGUGUGUGUGUGUGUGUGUGUGUGUGUGUGUGUGUGUGUGUGUGUGUGUGUGUGUGUGUGUGUGUGUGUGUGUGUGUGUGUGUGUGUGUGUGUGUGUGUGUGUGUGUGUGUGUGUAUUUCCCACCUGACUGCUCCAUGACGGAAGGAGAGACAUGCAUUUCUUAAUUACUCCUUGGUUGGUAUUUAGCUUUCCUUACAGAAUAUUACAGUGUCAGGGGUUCUGUCUUUCUACCAAAACCACUCCCACCCAUCAGUCUUCAGAGAGUGUUUUUUUUAAUGUUCAAAUAAUAAGUGGCCCAUUCUGUAUUCAGAUGAUUCAAACAACUUAACUUCUAAGAAGCAAAACAAGCUUUGUGUAUAUAACCUUGUCUAUGUGGUUCUACUACAGUAUAUAAUGGUUUGUCAUAUUGAUCUUGCCUCGUGUGAAACUAUUUGGGGUUGUUUUCCUCUUGACUGGAAUUGUCUUGAGUUCCCAGAUGCUGUCUGUGCUUCAUAAAAAAAAAAAAAAAGUACUCCUGUUUUGUUCUCUCUGGUGGUGUUUUGCUCCCUGAUGGGGAGCCUCAAGCUGUCUCUUACUUGGUAAUGACCUAACACCGUAUUUUAGAGGCACGUUUAUCAAAUGUACCAUCAACACUGAGAUCUUUUUUUAAGUUCUUCCAUCCAAGAUAUUUUGUGUUUCGGUAAAUAAGCACGUAAACGCAGAACUUAGUUACUGUCAUCGUUUUCACCAGCAUUGACUUCCUUUUAAAAAAUGCCACUUAAAUCAAAUUCACCAAUAGGACAAGCAGGUGUUUACUGGUAUUUAUGAAGUUUAAAAAUGCCCAAGUUUACAAAAAAACAGACAUGGUUGUUUACAGCUGAAAAUGAAUCCUUGUAGAGCUUUUCUAGAUUUUAUAGACAGAUUUUGUGGGGACUGAGCUGCAAUCAGUAGUCUGAUGUCAGUUCACCACAGCUGAGAAGCUCCCUCAUUGGGCAGAGUCACCACUGGAAGUCAAACAUGUCUUCACAAAGUCAUGCACAUACUAAUGAUAAUCCAUUGUAAAUACAAGUGUACAAAAGAGAUGUUGAUUUUGCAUUGUAUUAAAAAACAAAUACAAUCGUCCUGUUCUUAAAGCCAUUUGAUAGUUUUAACAUUUAAACAGUUGAAAUCCAAUUUGAUAGUGAAUCAUAGAGAGAUUUCAGCCAGUCGAUGCGGUGUGUAAAUGCAGUAUGUCGGGCUGUAUGCAAUGUGAAGCCCCGAGAUGGGAGAUGACAGUGUACUGGAUAUCAUACUUGGAAAUUAUGAAAGUAUUUCUAGUUUGAUAAACGUUAUGCUGUGUGUAGGCUUUUUGUUGCUAUGACUUCCAUCAAAGUGUUUGAAGUAUGUUAAUUGACAACAAGUGUGUUUUUUGCACUAUGUAAAUACGUACUGGUAAAGGUCUUGUAACUAAUGUGAACAAAAAACAAAACUAAAAAACGGUUCAAUGAAGUACUUUUUUCAGCGUGUUCCUCAUCUUUAUAUGGAUAUUUAAGAACAUCUCCUUCAGACUGUACAUCACUAGCAACAUUGUUAGAGGCUGUUUCUCAUAAUCCUGUUAUCACUCUUAACAUAUAUGGACCGAUGAUUAACAUCAUUAAAAUGUUGUUUAUGUAAA
Dicentrarchus labrax (European seabass) is the source of this 5845-nucleotide messenger RNA. It is a transcript of the gene secisbp2l, whose product is annotated as SECIS binding protein 2-like. Gene Ontology annotation, molecular function: selenocysteine insertion sequence binding; ribonucleoprotein complex binding; mRNA 3'-UTR binding. The transcript has 18 exons. Gene Ontology annotation, cellular component: ribonucleoprotein complex. The record is from RefSeq and is a predicted model, not a curated record. The coding region runs from base 270 to 3536 and encodes 1088 amino acids. Gene Ontology annotation, biological process: selenocysteine incorporation. Lineage: Eukaryota; Metazoa; Chordata; Actinopteri; Moronidae.